AUGUUUUCCAAAAUCGUGGUCGUCGUUCUAGCUAUAGUUACAGUAAGUGCCCAGGAUUAUCACUAUAAACAUCAAGGACAUGCACCGGCGGUUUCAUCUCAGUCCAUCGUUAGGCAUGAGAUAUCGCACGACCAUGGUUACCAUGGUAACCAUAACGUCAAGCUGCAACCAGUAGUGCACCACGCUGCUCCCAUCGUCAACUUACACGACGAAGCGAGUUUUUCCUACAUAGAAUCCAAAAUACAAUGUCAAGAAAAUUUUUACAUUGCCACUAAAUCAUUGAAAAUUAAGAACACUAGAGUAAAAACACCAUUUGAUGUAAUAAUAAAAUAUCUUCAGGCGCACCCUAAAUACGCUUUUGAGUACGAAAUCGCCGACCCGCACACGGGCGACAAGAAGAGCCAGCAUGAGACUCGCGACGGCGACGUGGUCAAGGGCUACUACUCGCUGCACGAAGCUGAUGGCUCCACCCGUAUCGUGGAAUACACUGCUGACAAACACAAUGGUUUCAAUGCCAUUGUGAAACACACGGAGCCUUCAAAGCAUGCUGAGCCAGCUCAUCAAACCUAUCAACAAGCCGAGCCCUCCCACCACUACUACCAUCACUAAG
Molecule: messenger RNA, 610 nt
Organism: Manduca sexta (tobacco hornworm)
Lineage: Eukaryota; Metazoa; Arthropoda; Insecta; Lepidoptera; Sphingidae
Product: cuticle protein 21
Exons: 4
Coding region: 1-609 (202 amino acids)
Cellular component (GO): extracellular matrix
Source: RefSeq, a predicted model, not a curated record